GACCAACGUAAAUUAGAUAAUAACGCGCGUCGUUUAACAAUUGAUUUUUUUCGUAUUUCUGUGUUCUUUAAUAUGUCUUCUACAAUUGUUACAAUUGUUCCUUCACCUCCGCACGAGGAAUAUCAAUAUCUCAACCUUAUUAAACAUAUAAUCGAUUACGGUGAACCUCGCGAAGAUCGUACUGGUACUGGAACAAUAUCUAUUUUCGCGCCACCACAACUACGAUUUUCUUUACGUGAUAAUAUUAUCCCACUUUUAACUACUAAACGUGUUUUUACGCGAGCGGUUAUCGAAGAAUUAUUAUGGUUUAUUAAAGGUGACACGAACGGAAAUCACUUAACAGAAAAAGGCAUUCAUAUCUGGGACGGUAAUGGUUCACGUGAAUAUCUAGAUAAAGUGGGAUUAUCUCAUAGAAAACCUGGAGACUUAGGUCCUGUUUAUGGAUUUCAGUGGCGUCACUUUGGAGCAAAAUAUGUUGAUUGUAAUGCAGAUUAUACAGGUCAAGGUGUCGAUCAGCUUCAAGAAGUUAUUAAUAAAAUUAAAAAUCAUCCAAAUGAUAGACGUAUUAUUUUAAGUGCAUGGAAUCCUGCUGAUUUAAAGGAGAUGGCAUUGCCUCCAUGUCACAUGUUUUGUCAAUUCUAUGUAUCAAAUCCGAAUCCUGAAACGCACAUGCGAAGCCUUUCAUGUCUUCUUUAUCAACGUUCUUGUGAUAUGGGUCUCGGAGUUCCUUUCAAUAUUGCAAGUUACGCACUUUUAACUAGAAUGAUAGCUCAUGUUACAGGCCUUGCGCCAGGUGAAUUUAUUCACACUAUGGGUGACGCGCAUAUCUACAUUGAUCACAUAGAUGCACUAAAAGUGCAACUUGAGAGAGAACCCAAGGCAUUUCCUCGUUUGGAAUUUAAACGUGAAAUAACAGAUAUUAGCGAUUUCAAAUUAGAUGAUUUUGAAAUAAUUGGGUAUCAACCAUAUGGAAAAAUAAAAAUGAAUAUGUCUGCUUGA
Scutellospora calospora is the source of this 999-nucleotide messenger RNA. NCBI's taxonomy places the organism in Eukaryota, Fungi, Glomeromycota, Glomeromycetes, Diversisporales, Gigasporaceae. The record is from the annotation of a GenBank genome assembly.